AGUAUUUUUUACUUUGUGGUAGCUGCUGCUAGUUGCCACUGCUCAAUAUCAUCGUAGAUUAGUUCAGUGUUGAUGCAUUUCAUCGUACACUGUUGAAAGAGCGAAACAUUGCGUCAAUGCGUAAAGCAUCCGGUCAAGUAAUUAUUUUUUUUCAUGAAAAAGUGUAUUCCUUGAAACUGAGAAAAUUUGACUUCGAAGAUGUACUUUGUGAGAAUCGCUGCGGUUCUAUUUUUGAUACUGCAAGGUGCUAUAAAUUUUGCAGAAAGUAAUGCGGUAAAAGACAUAACGCACGAAGAUAUUAGAGAUGCUAUAUUAUCUCUAUUACAUCAAUUCCGAGACAAUACGGAUAAAUUAGAAAGACACGAGUUACGAGAAAAGCAGUUAGGAGAUCAAUUGAAAAAAGCUUUUACCAAUGUUGAGAAAAAACAGAAUUCCGAAGAAGUGUACGCAAAUUCUAUUAUGGACCUUCUGCAAAAUAUCAGCAAACGAUUAGAGACAUUGGAGAAUGUAGUUGCCAAAGUUGACAGCGAGCCUACCAUAGAGACUCCAAGUAAACUCGAAGAACUACUUCAGAUCAAAUUCACUAAUUUGGAACAAGCUAUUCAAACCAACAAAGGAGAUUUGCAAACCGCCAACAAUAACAUUAAUCAAAUUCACCGCGUUUUAGUCACCUUAAGUACCACCUUAAAUGAUAAAACCUCUCAAGAUACAAACACAAUGAACACUCAGCUGGCGAGCUUACAGUAUAAACUACAAGAUCAGAUCACAAAACUCCAUGAUACUAUGAUAGAAAAAACUCAAGAUUUAUCAAAUAAAGUGGCUGAAAACUUGAGAAAAUCGGUAAAUUUGGAAGGAUCUUCUCAAUCGCAUUUAUCCGCUGAUAGCUUGCAAAUCAUCAAAAACGAUUUGAUUGAAUUCAGCGAGAGAGAAAUUAAUAAACUACAAGAAGAAAUAGGUAAAUCACUUCAAACAGUAACCCAAGAACAAGACAGUAUCUUGGCAACUUUAACCAAUUCUGUCGGAGCCAUGGAUUCCUUAAACCUAAACAUAAAUAAAAACUACGAACACCUCUCGAAAGAAAUGAAAGGCCUGUCAAAAAUUGAACAAGUUUUAAUACAAACUGCCGAUAACGUAUUGGAUAUAAAACGAAGAAUGGAAUACGGAUCUCACGAAGUUCUCCUAGAGGUUACUGACCUCAUCAAAGAACAAAACAAAGACUUCAAUUCAAGUGUAAACAAACGCUUCGAUGGAAUCUCUUUCGACAUACAAAACAGUCAAAAUGGUGCUUUGACCAAUCUAAGUUUGAAAAUCGAAACUGAAAUUAGUCAAGUUUGGAGACAAAUCGGAACCAUGUACCAAACACUGACCAAUUCAGCCGAUACGUUGGAUAAAUUACAACAACAUACCGAAAUCUAUGUAAAUGGUAGUUUGAAAACCUUAGAUCUGAUGGAGGGUAAAGUAGGCCAAAUUACUGGCAGAAUGACGGAAGUUGAUGAUAAUUUGAAUUACUUGUUGGGUCGAUUGUCUUUGGUCACUCAAGAAUUCAGUCAGAUCAAAACUGGUUUAGGAGAUGCGUUGGAUAAAAUAAAAGGUACUUUUGCAACUGUCCAAAGUAAGGUUAAGGAUAUUGGACCAGGACCCAAUCCGAUCGAAGAAGAUGCACCAGGUUGGAAACUAUAAAAUUGUGUAAAGGGUGAAAUUUUCUUACAAUGACAUGUAAUUUUUUUAAGAAAUGAAAUAAAUAAAUCAGUUAGGUA
This is a messenger RNA of Planococcus citri (citrus mealybug), 1757 nucleotides long. RefSeq lists its product as uncharacterized. The coding region runs from base 199 to 1680 and encodes 493 amino acids. Gene Ontology annotation, cellular component: plasma membrane. The record is from RefSeq and is a predicted model, not a curated record. The transcript has 5 exons. NCBI's taxonomy places the organism in Eukaryota, Metazoa, Arthropoda, Insecta, Hemiptera, Pseudococcidae.